This is a messenger RNA of Lacerta agilis (Sand lizard), 1934 nucleotides long. It is a transcript of the gene ST6GAL2, whose product is annotated as ST6 beta-galactoside alpha-2,6-sialyltransferase 2. The transcript is spliced from 6 exons. Gene Ontology annotation, molecular function: sialyltransferase activity. Lineage: Eukaryota; Metazoa; Chordata; Lepidosauria; Squamata; Lacertidae. The record is from RefSeq and is a predicted model, not a curated record. Bases 126 to 1700 code for a protein of 524 amino acids.
GGAAGGAGGAGAGAUCUGUCUAAGCGAACCUUCGGUGCUGCUGGAUCUUUGAGGAAUUCCUAGAAUGUGGUUUGAUGCUCCUUCACUGAGCCUUUAGCAUACAGUAGAAUAGGCACAGAGUUGCCAUGAAACCUAACUUGAAGCAAUGGAAACAACUCAUGCUGUUUGGAAUAUUCGCGUGGGGUCUCCUGUUCCUGGUUAUCUUCAUCUAUUUCACAGAUAGCAACACGGCUGAAGCAGUUCCAAGCUCCUUCUCCUACACUGAGACUAAAAGGCUUUUGCCCAUUCAAGGCAAGCAGAGAGUUAUCAUGGGAGCAAUGCACGACCCGUCCUUCUCUGAUGCAGCUGAUGAGAAUGAGCCGCUUCUCGGCAAAGAUGUCUCGGGUUCACUUAAAUCGGGGACUGGGAGCAUUAAAAAGUGGGCUGACCUAGACGAUGGCUUUGAAAGUGAAGAGGAAUUUUUCCCUCCCCAAUUAGGAAGAAAAUCAAAAAGUGCUUUCUAUCAAAGGUCUGGUGAUUAUUUAUUUGCUGCUGGUCAGCGUCGGUCGCAGAGCAGUAUUCAGAGAAUAGGGAGAUUAGUCUCAGCAGAGGGGGCGGAUCAGAAGAGCAACGCCUUGCAGGAUAAUUGGCUCCCUCAAAGGAAGAAAAAGAAAAGACAUGCAAGACACAAGAGAGGCCAGAUGUUUGAAGAGUCUAAUGAAUGGGAUGGAGUAUAUUCCACAAUGUCGAAAUCUUUCCUCUACAGGCUUUGGAAAGGGAACGUCUCCUCUAAGAUGCUGCUCCCUCGCCUACAGAAAGCAAGGAAAGGUUACCUGGAUACUAAUAAGCAUAGGGUGCACUUCAAAGGGAAGCGAAACCUCAAGUUGACUUCAGAGCAGCUCCUCUGUGAGCUCAAGGCACGUGUGGACGUCAGGACCAUCGAUGGCAAAGAAGCUCCCUUUUCCAUCCUCGGAUGGGAACGGCGGGUCCCCAAAGUUUCUCUGAGCAAGCUGUACCCACGUGGGUUUGGUAGCUGUGCUGUCGUCAUGUCUGCUGGUUCCAUACUGAACUCUUCUCUAGGGGAUGAAAUAGACUCCCAUGAUGCCGUCUUGCGAUUCAACUCUGCUCCAACAAGCGGAUAUGAAAAAGAUGUCGGAAAUAAAACAACCAUGCGCAUCAUUAAUUCCCAAAUACUUACCAAUCCUAAGCACCAGUUCACUGACAACCCCUUAUAUAAAGAUGUUACUCUAGUCGCUUGGGAUCCUGCACCAUAUUCUGCAGAUCUGACUGUGUGGUUUAAGCAGCCAGACUACAACUUGUUUACUCCCUAUGCACUGCAUCGCAGGAGGAAUCCUAAACAGCCAUUUUACAUUCUCCAUCCCAAAUUUAUAUGGCAGCUCUGGGAUAUCAUUCAGGAGAACACCAAGGAAAAGAUUCAACCCAACCCUCCUUCUUCAGGUUUCAUUGGGAUUCUCAUCAUGAUGUCCAUGUGCAGCGAAGUCCACGUAUACGAAUACAUUCCUUCAGUCCGGCAGACCGAUCUCUGCCACUACCAUGAACUCUACUAUGAUGCGGCUUGUACCUUGGGGGCUUACCACCCACUGCUUUAUGAGAAACUGCUGGUGCAGAGGAUGAACAGAGGCUUCCAGGAAGAUCUGUACCGGAAAGGAAAAGUGAUUUUGCCAGGGUUCAGGUCAGUGAAAUGCCCUGGAUGGAAUUGAUUCCCAUACAACACUAAGAAAGGAUAUUUCUAGAACAAAGUGCAAUAAGGUGCUGCUGUCGUACUAAUAAACAACAAAGAAAUACUUGAAAGAAAACGGAUACUAGACCAAUCUAGUCUAUAAACUGUAAUUAAGUAGCAGGCUUGGGGGAAGUCCUUGCUUCUGAGGCCUGAGUAUUUAUUGUUGCUUUGAAAAUAGGUUUGGGGGUUUGUUUGUUUGUUUGUUUUAAAGGCU